UUCUGUUCCAAAUCAAGUGGUUGCGAGAUAUUAAUCCUUAUAAGUAGUACUCAAGAAGCUCAAUCAAACUCAAAGGCCCUGCUCACAUACAUAUAGCAAUAAUGGAUCUAUCCGACGUCUACGCUUUACGCAUAGCUGCUUUCGCAUACUAUCGCAAUGCCUCCCAGGACCUUCAGCAGCGAGCACAUGACUUCUUUAACGCGAUGGAUAUCAAUAGCGAUAAACAAGUCAGCUUGGAUGAGUAUGUCACGUUCUUCCGAGCAUGCGGUUACAACUGGAUAGACUGCAACAUGUUCAGGGUGUUGGACCUCGACAGGGACGGUCGCUUGGAUUUCUACGACGUCCUGGCGUUGUACUACUUCAUGAAAACACGUGUGGGGUGCCAAGAAUGCCGGGUGUGGCUAAGUAGGAUGUAUUUUACAUGCCUCGCAUGCUUUGACAGCGGUGGCAACCCCUACGACCUCUGUCCCGGCUGCUAUGCCCGCGAUGAAAUUAGGUUCCAGCACUGCCAUCCCUACAGCUUCAUAGAUAGCUAUGUCUUGCUACGGGCCAGAAGAUGCCAGAUGCCUGCUGCUCCUCCUCCAAAUAUGAGUCUGGCACUAGUUCCUCAACCUCCUCCUCAAAGUCAACCUGCAAGGUUUGAUUGGUGGAAUGUACUUCACUUACUUGAGGUGGCAGUAAGUGCUGCGAGUCUUUGCAGUAUCAUGUGAUAUUCAUAUAUGAGAUGUGCUAUAUACAAUCAUGCCAGGGAGUAACUGUCUCCUCAAUUCCAUUGAAUUGUUUAUUAUAUUUUGUAUAAAAAUUUAAAAAUAUUUUAAUUAUGA
Molecule: messenger RNA, 824 nt
Organism: Carya illinoinensis
Lineage: Eukaryota; Viridiplantae; Streptophyta; Magnoliopsida; Fagales; Juglandaceae
Exons: 3
Coding region: 102-710 (202 amino acids)
Molecular function (GO): calcium ion binding
Source: RefSeq, a predicted model, not a curated record